Aspergillus homomorphus CBS 101889 is the source of this 1695-nucleotide messenger RNA. It is a transcript of the gene noc4, whose product is annotated as ribosome biosynthesis protein NOC4. NCBI's taxonomy places the organism in Eukaryota, Fungi, Ascomycota, Eurotiomycetes, Eurotiales, Aspergillaceae. The transcript is spliced from 3 exons. Gene Ontology annotation, cellular component: small-subunit processome; Noc4p-Nop14p complex; nucleolus. Bases 46 to 1695 code for a protein of 549 amino acids. Gene Ontology annotation, biological process: ribosome biogenesis. The record is from RefSeq and is a predicted model, not a curated record.
GACCAGCGCUCCUCGAUUUACGCCGGGUUUGCGAUUUUAUUCAAGAUGCCUGCACCAAUCGCUGCGGCCACGGCCUCCAAGAAGAGAAAGAAUGUCAAAGAGGGCGGCGUCCCCUCGUCGAAACGCCGUGCCGUCGCUGAGACUGAGGCCCCCGAUGCGACAGCCGAUAUCCAACGGCUGGAAGACCAAAUAUCCGAAUCGCGAAAGCACUACAACAACAUAGCGACCCUGAUUUCGAUGCUCAACACGGAUGGUUCCGCCAAAAAACCGAAUGUGCCCGCCGCUUUGUCUCUGUGCCGGGUAUUCAGCCGAUUAAUCGCGGGUGGGAAUUUGACCGAGUCGAGCCGUGCGGCAGAGAACGAGAAGAUCAUCGUUGCUUGGUUGAAAGAGCGUCUCAAGGAGUACCAGAGAUCUUUGCUCUCCAUCAUCCGAGAGAGUGAUCCCUCUUCGCAGAUCACCGCCCUAACCCUGUGCCUCUGCAUCAUCAACGAGCGCGCGACACAUCUGCCGGGCGAAGAAGGAAUCUGGGUGACGGGCCUGUUCAAGAACGUGGUGGAAUCUGUCGUCGAAGCCAACAACGGCCAAGCGGUUCUCUCCGAGUUCAUCGAGAAGGCCAAGGAGUUUGAGGAUGUGCGCUACUACACCUUCAUGCAAAUCUCUGAAUAUGCAAACACCCGACGAAGCCCAGAAACCAUCGACACGCUGAUCUCCAUCCUCUCCGCAUGCGACUCGAUACCCAAACCCGACCACGAGUUCGAGAGCUUCUACACGAAAACCAGCAAGGACAACAAGCGGGUAGUGUCGGUGAACUCGCACAAGAAGCGCGCGCAAGAUGCAUGGCUGGCGAUCCUGAGCAACAACCUGACGCAAACGCAGCGCAAGCACCUGCUGCGGAUCAUGGUGCACAAUAUUGAGCCGUGGUUCAACCGGCCGGAGCUGCUGAUGGACUUCCUGACGGACUCGUACAACGUGGGCGGGGCGACGUCGCUGCUGGCGCUGUCGGGGCUGUUCUACCUCAUCCAGGAGAAAAACCUGGACUACCCGCAGUUCUACGCGAAGCUGUACUCGCUGCUGGACGCGGACCUGCUGCACUCGAAGCACCGGUCGCGGUUCUUCCGCCUGCUGAACACCUUCCUGGCCUCGACGCACUUGCCCGCCGCGCUCAUCGCCAGCUUCCUCAAGCUCCUGGCCCGCCUGGCCCUCAACGCCCCGCCCGCCGCCAUCGUCGCCAUCGCCCCCUUCACCUACAACCUCCUCAAGGAGCACCCCACCUGCGCCUUCAUGCUCCACCGGCCCCUCAGCGACGACGCCCGCGCCGCCAUCCUUCACGCCCGCGGCAUGGACGACCCCUACGACCCCGCCGAGCCCGACCCCCUCCGCUCCCGCGCCAUCGAAAGCAGUCUCUGGGAGCUCGACACCCUGCAGUCCCACUACCACCCCAACGUCGCCGCCAUCGUCCGCAUCCUCGCUGAGCAGUUCACAAAGCAGUUCUACAACCUCGAGGACUUCCUCGACUACACCUAUCAGGGCAUGCUGCAGGCCGAGCUCGGCACAGAGGACAAGCCCUUUAAGCGCGUCCCCGUCGUCGAGUACCAGAUCCCCCGCCGUAUCUUCACCGAUCGUCUGGUCGAGGAGGAUGGCGGCCAGGACACCGCGCCCGGCAGUUUGCUCAGAGAGCUUUGGGACUUUGCAUGA